Molecule: messenger RNA, 1513 nt
Organism: Terrapene triunguis (Three-toed box turtle)
Lineage: Eukaryota; Metazoa; Chordata; Testudines; Emydidae
Gene: RAB4A
Product: RAB4A, member RAS oncogene family
Exons: 8
Coding region: 93-749 (218 amino acids)
Biological process (GO): Rab protein signal transduction; regulation of endocytosis
Cellular component (GO): endosome
Molecular function (GO): GTPase activity; GTP binding
Source: RefSeq, a predicted model, not a curated record
GCCCUUUGUACCUGGCGGCCUGAGGCGCCCCCAGCCCCUCGCUCAGCACCAGCCGAAGGCGCGGGAGGAGGUGGAGGCGCGACGCUUCCAAAAUGUCGCAGACAGCCAUGUCCGAGACCUACGAUUUCCUCUUUAAAUUCUUGGUUAUUGGAAAUGCUGGAACUGGCAAGUCCUGUUUACUUCAUCAGUUUAUUGAGAAGAAAUUCAAAGAUGACUCAAAUCAUACUAUAGGAGUGGAAUUUGGUUCAAAGAUAAUAAAUGUAGGGGGUAAAUAUGUAAAAUUACAGAUAUGGGACACAGCAGGACAAGAGAGAUUCAGGUCUGUAACAAGAAGUUACUACAGAGGUGCAGCGGGUGCUUUGCUUGUCUAUGACAUUACCAGCCGAGAAACCUACAACGCACUUACUAAUUGGUUGACGGAUGCAAGGAUGUUAGCAAGUCAAAAUAUUGUUAUCAUACUGUGUGGGAACAAAAAGGAUCUCGAUGCAGAUCGUGAAGUUACUUUUUUAGAAGCAUCCAGGUUUGCACAAGAAAAUGAGCUGAUGUUUUUGGAAACAAGUGCACUAACCGGGGAGAAUGUUGAAGAGGCCUUUGUACAGUGUGCAAGAAAAAUACUUAAUAAAAUUGAAUCAGGUGAACUGGAUCCAGAAAGGAUGGGCUCAGGAAUUCAGUAUGGAGAUGCUGCCUUGAGACAGCUGAGAUCCCCACGUAGAGCACAGGCUCAAAGUGCUCAAGAAUGUGGCUGUUAAAAAAAACACAACAAAACAAACUGAACACUUGUUCUAGAAACAAAAGAUGUCCAUGGAAUUGGUGUGUGUAGCAACAACUGACGCAGCUUGAAGGCUAUGCAGUUUUUUUAAAACAUCGUUACUACUGUAUGUGAACAGAAAAACCACUGCUGGAAAAACAGUACUGUAUGGUGGUAGGCAAGAAUGUGCAUAUGACAUAGCAGACUGCAAAACAAACCUGACAAUUCAGUGGACAAUACGAAGACUCACCUGUAUGUAAACAUUUUCCGUUACAUAUUUUUGUCACUCACCUUUAAAGUAUUGCUGUAUACUGUAUAUAAUGUAACAGUAAAUUUCCAAAGCAUGAUAUACUUAUGUUUGAUAUAAUAAAUGUUGCACUAAAAGCAAUUAUAUUUUAUUUUUUUAAUCAUAUUAACUAAAACUUGUUAACUGAGUUAGGCUUUAUCAUCAUGUUUGUGUUAAUUGCACACUAGGUUAUAUUUAUGACCUGAAAUACAAAGCCACUGGCACUGUUAGUGAUUUUCCUACUUCACUACGUUUGCCACAUUCUACAAGGUGUUUACAUGAUCCAUUCUUGAAGUACGGUGAGGACAUUACCUACGUUUACUAAUCUGUCAAAUUUGGAAUGGACGUUUUUAUUGAAGUGCAUCUGUCCUGUUUUCUGACAAUUCUUAAAUAAAUUUCUCUCAACUGUAUUUUUUUUCCUACUUUGUAGGUUAAAAAUGCUGCUGCUAAGUCUCUGAAAUGACUGCUGUCUGACCUUG